This is a messenger RNA of Anisakis simplex (herring worm), 177 nucleotides long. NCBI's taxonomy places the organism in Eukaryota, Metazoa, Nematoda, Chromadorea, Rhabditida, Anisakidae. The record is from the annotation of a GenBank genome assembly.
AUGUUGUGGCUUUUUGAUCUGCUGUCGUUGGUGUUGAUCGUCGUACGAGUGGUUCGUCACUAUGACCUGUUCGGUGUGGAACGUCGCGACUCCGACUCGAACAACACAUCGAUGGGUCUUUAUAACCAUUUCCCGAGUGUAUUUCCACUCGAUAAACGAGGAUCAUCCCUGUCUGCC